AUGCAUACGAUGGGCCGCCAAGAGUUACGUACCCAGGUCAUUUCCACUCGGUCGGAACCGGCCGGUUCCUCAUGUUUCUUUGCCGCCGGAAUCCGGCCGGUUCCUCAUGUUUCUUUGCCGCCGGAAUCCGGCCGGUUUUCUACAGAACGAGCUGGACCCGGUCACCAUCAGGAACCAGCUGAAUCCGGUGACCGUCAAAAACCACUUGAAUCCGGUGACAAUCGACAAUCAGCUGGAUCCGGUGACCAUNUCGGAAAAUAUAUCGAUUCAGUUUACAACGCAAGACAAACCAUUCGACCAGCGUUGAUUUUCACAGCUGGAGUACAAAUUUCGGCUAUUUCGUUUGUGAUUUUACUUUCGACUUUCAUUCCAAGGAAGUCUUGGAAAUUAAAUCCCCGUUUAGAAGAAUAA
Molecule: messenger RNA, 411 nt
Organism: Adineta ricciae
Lineage: Eukaryota; Metazoa; Rotifera; Eurotatoria; Adinetida; Adinetidae
Source: the annotation of a GenBank genome assembly